GCAUCAUACGACCAACGCAGGAACAACGAUUUAAAACUAUUAUCGAAUUAUCAGAACGUGGUGGCAUUGGUUUUGAGCCUUCUUCCUUCUGUUCAGGCUGUCUUGUACGGCGACCCAUACGUUCAAAACAUUGCAGCGUUUGUGAUCGCUGCGUUGCACGCUUCGAUCAUCACUGUCCUUGGGUAGGCAAUUGCAUUGGACUUAAAAAUCACGCUUAUUUCAUGGGUUUCCUCUGGAUGUUACUCAUAAUGUGCGGUUGGAUGUUAUACGGCGGCGCCUGUUAUUAUAUCUAUCAAUGCAAUGUGCAUUUAACUCUCGUACCGCUUGAGGAUUUUGAGAAAGCCAUCAGUGACAUAGCCAAUUGCAAUCCAUGGGUUGGCUGGGUUAUGGCUAAUGCAUUACUACAUCUCUCAUGGGUUGUGUUGCUGACAAUAUGCCAGACAUAUCAAGUCGUAUGCCUAGGAAUGACAACAAAUGAGCGCAUGAAUCGUGGACGGUAUCGACAUUUUCAAGCGAAAGGCGGACAAAGUCCUUUUACACGUGGGCCAAUCAACAAUUUCUUCGACUUCUUACAAUGCAGCUGUUUUGGUUUGGUACAACCACGUCGCAUCGAUUGGAUGAACUACUACGAUUUAGAUAUGCAGGUGGGUCGUACAACUGUGGAACAAGAGCCAUUAUUGCGUGGUAAUGCUGAUGGCGAAGGUGGUGGCACAGAGCUGGCACACUAUCAGUAUGUGUAGGAUAAGUCGAAUCGGGAUGCGGAGACGCGCAAUGCACCCAUAGCAAAUGUGUAGGCAAAACGGCAGGGCUGCAAAGUAUACAAUCAAUGGCAUUUUUUUUCAAGUGCAUUAUUUAAAAGGAAGUAGUCAAGUAAAUGAAUAGUAUGACUAAGUGCCUCUUUUACAGUACGGGUUUUAACUCAAAUUCGGCUGUUAACUUUCAAUUUUUGUACUAAAAACCAGUAGUUAACAGCCGAAUGAGAGUUGACUCGUCACUGUAAAAACGGCCCUAAGUGGCUUAGUCGUGAUGACGCUUCUAAAGUAUGUACGUUGUUACAAGGCCAACCCUUAGUCUUGAAUAAUUGAAAGUAAUAAGCCACAAAAAGCAUUUGCUAAACGCAUUAACCUUUCACUGUAUUAUAUGUAAACCUAGUUAUUAUAAUUUAUAAGAUUAAUUACGCUUAGGUGGAAAAUACGUGAACAAAUUUUGAAUAAAUUUCACUACGAUGUGCAUCGUAAGUACGUAGUUGUAUUUGUAUUGUAUUUAUUUUACCACAACUGUAAUUAUUAGUGCUUACACUUUUUUAUUCAUAUUGAUUGCCAAUCUUAAAAGCUUUAGAUAACAAGCAUAUUUCUUUUAUUUCUGCGCAUACAUUGUACAUGUAUAAUAGUGAGCUUUUUAAGUUAAGGUUAGACUGUUUUAUUAUUUCCGACAUAAUGAAUAUGCUGUCUAACAUGUGAACUCAGUUAAAAAUUUAGCGAACAUUUAUUCUUAUAGCAAGAUCAGAACGACGUUUGCAUAAAUAUUUAUGCAUGGAAAAGUGUAAUGCAUUUGCAGUUUGGGUAGCCGUCUGUGUGGUCAAAGUAAACCGAUUCAUGUUAGCACAAAGAUAUUGUGUGCAUUGGGAAUGACAUUAGAAAUAUAGUAAAUUAUUUGUUAAGCAAAUACAUAUGUAUGUAUGUAUUUUUUUCUAAAACUUCUUGGUGUCAUAAGUGCUAAUUAAAUAUAGUACAUACAUAAAUACAAAGAUAUUAAUAAAGUUUAAAGUGUUGUUUGCCGUUGGAAAAUGUGGUUUAAAACGGAGGCUUAGUUGAACUGUUUGCAACAAAAUGUUAUUUCCUUUUUUGAUUUUUCUUAAACUUAAAUCUUUCUGUGUAAAACAAUUUUUAAAAAGUGUGAAAAUUCAAAAUUGUUUCUAAUUUAUAGUUGCAUUCAAAUAACAACAAAUUUUGAUAUAUACUGUACCUAACUUAAAAUACUAAUCAGCAGUACUUAUAGAUGAUGGUUAAGUCACUUUUCCAACGCAAGCUACUGCUUUAAUUUAUUUAAAAUUCAAUAUUCGUUAGGAAAAAAGACAUAAACCCGUAUGAACAAAUGAAAACAAACAUACUAAUGUUGUAAUUAUAUACAUACAUACAUAAAAGCAAAGCAGAAAUACCAAUUCUAAAUAGACAAAAAAAGCAAUGUUCGUAAUAUUUGUACUAAGAAAGAGCAAUUUACUAGCACAGAGUCUAAGCUCCUUAAUAAAAACUAACUUUUACAUAAAAAGGAUAUAUAUUUCAAGAAAAAUUCGUUUGAUUUUUACGUUUAUAAAAUUUAGUUAUGUAUUUUUAAUGAUUUUUAGAGGCCUUAAUACUAAAAGAAAUA
Rhagoletis pomonella (apple maggot) is the source of this 2367-nucleotide messenger RNA. Its product is annotated as palmitoyltransferase Hip14-like. Bases 222 to 740 code for a protein of 172 amino acids. NCBI's taxonomy places the organism in Eukaryota, Metazoa, Arthropoda, Insecta, Diptera, Tephritidae. Gene Ontology annotation, biological process: protein palmitoylation. Gene Ontology annotation, cellular component: Golgi membrane. The transcript has 2 exons. The record is from RefSeq and is a predicted model, not a curated record. Gene Ontology annotation, molecular function: palmitoyltransferase activity.